UUGGUCAUUACAAGUCGAUAGGUUAGGAAGUAAAAUACCUACGCGCGCGUUAACAACAGUUCAGCGAAUAUAAAAAACAAGAGGGAAAAGAUUACGUACGCAAAAGUAAACGAUAUAUAAAUGAGAAAUAAACAAAGCAGCGACAGCAAUGCACUUCGCAAGAUGGAGAUAUUUUAAGUGCCUAAUGGUCUUUUUGCUCAUUAGUUAUUUUGUACCACAGGCAAAAGCAAAUCAUAAACAUUUCAAUUACUAUUUAGCCACCAAUGACUCACCAUCGUAUGGCAUUAAUCGGCCCGAGUAUACGCCGGUCAUGGCUGAAAGUAAAGAAGCUGCGGAGAAGGAAGAAAGUAUAAAUUAUAAUUUGCUGGAAUUUGUGAAUGAAUUUCAUUUGGAGCGUUCAUCGAUAGUGUUUGGCUUAAUUAAGGUAGCUAAUGCAAGCAAUGUAAGCUCUCGGUGCCAUUUCCAUUUGAAAAACAUAGAAAGAGGAGUUUUAAGAAAAGACUCAUGGGCUAUCAAAGUUCUAGAUGCUUCCGGCACUAAGCCACCGGGUUUUGUAUUUGGUCAAAAUUUUUGGCUUGGCAGUCGUGAGGGGUGUGACGCGGUUCGACGGCCACUUGGUAUUACUUUAUCAGCGAAUUUUCCGCGCAUUAUGCAUAAUAGUCUUAUUAGUGAAAUAGCUCCGUUCGAAGUCGACUAUCGUGUAAUCUAUCUAAAGCACAAUUCUCCAUGGCAGGUCGAAUUGAAGGUUAUGUCCGAACAAAUUGUCCAUAUUGGUUUAUGCUUGCCAUCUUCCUGCGCCAACUCAGAAAUAGAGAAACUAAUGAGUAUAUAUGUGCAGCAAGGACCCUUUGUCGAAAACGAUAUUUACGAUAUAAAACCGGAAGUUGUUUAUAUGAAAGAUUUAAAAAUUAAUAAAAGCUUUUACCAACGAGCAAGUUUCAAAAUAUUUAGCGCUUGCUUGAUUUUCACCUUAACUAUGAUGGUGAUGGCUUCCUUUUUAAGAAAGAAACGAUCGCCAAAGCAAACGGCGGAUGAGGCGACCUGUGAACCGGUCAUCGUUUUAAGUACUUUACCUUUAUCUAUACAACACUUUGUUUCGUCUUUUGAUAUCCAAGAGAAUUGGUCGAAAUUGUUUACUACCAAACCGGACAAUAAUUCUAUUGCUGUUAUAGACGGUUUACGUUCUAUGUGUGCCAUAUGGAUUAUGCUAUUUCAUGUAAUGUGGUUUAUGUACUUCACCGUAAACAAUAAACCCGUUCUAGUCUCAUACGCUGAAACCGGGAUUUUUCAAUAUUUAAGCUCCGCCCCAAUUCUGGUAGACGUGUUCUUCACUAUUAGCGGCUUUUUACAAGUUCAUAACUUUCUAAGCAAUAGUCGAAAGUUGGAAGCGAUUCGCGCAAAUAAUUUUUGGCAAAAUGCUAAACAGUUUGCAAAAAUGUUGAUUCGUCGUUAUUUGAGACUUUGUCCUUUAUAUCUGGUGCUUAUUGUUUUAGUCGAUUUGCUUUACGCUUACAUCGAUAUGGUAUCGGUCUAUCAUAUUUACGAAAAAUUUGACGAAACCUGCAGCAAUUACUGGUGGCGUAAUUUAUUAUUUAUACAAAAUCUGUUCGCGUACGAUGAUAUAUGUAUUAACUGGAGCUGGUCUUUGGCUUGCGAAAUGCAGUUCUUUCUUCUUGCCAGUGUAUUGCUUUUCACAUAUACGAAGCAUCCAAAUCUGACGAAAGUGUCAACGGUAACAGCUUUAGCAGCAAACGUUAUAUGGACUUAUGCGAUCGGUUUAAAUGUGAAUUUCGAAUUGUCAUUCGAUACGUUCCUGGCAACUGCUAAUUACAUCUAUUUAAGUCCAUUUGUUCGCAGUUUACCAUAUAUUAUGGGAGCGAUGGGAGCGUGGCAUUUAAUAGAGAAUCGAGAACGUCUAAUAACGUUAAGCGAGGCGCAUAUCAGCCUGCGAUGGAAUUUGGCAAUACUCGUAUUUUUCAUAUGCCUUUUCUCAACUGCUAAACGUGACCUCUCAAGCUUGGGAGCCGUUACGUUAAUUGUUGUCGGACGUUUAUGCUUAUCUGCAGCUAUAUGUUGGACGGGUAUUGGGAGUGCGACAGGUCGUAGCUGUUGGUGGUCACAACUUUUAGAAGCAAAAUUAUUUCAACAUCUCAACAAAUUAUCUUAUGCCAUAUAUUUGCUGAAUCCUCUGGUUAUAGUGCUUCUCUUCAGUUUAACGAGUGCCAGCAUUCAUGCCGAUCUCAUUAUGAUGAGUAUUUUUUGUGCGGGCUUUGUGGUCAUAAUUUACCUAACGUCGGUCAUAUUUUCGUUGACCUUUGAAAUGCCGUUCUACAAUUUCAUCUAGGGAUAAAAUAAACUCAGUCUUUUUUUUUUUAGUGCCUUAAGAAACAAUUAGUGAAUGCAUUU
Glossina fuscipes is the source of this 2406-nucleotide messenger RNA. RefSeq names its product nose resistant to fluoxetine protein 6-like. The transcript has 7 exons. The record is from RefSeq and is a predicted model, not a curated record. Gene Ontology annotation, molecular function: acyltransferase activity, transferring groups other than amino-acyl groups. NCBI's taxonomy places the organism in Eukaryota, Metazoa, Arthropoda, Insecta, Diptera, Glossinidae. Bases 149 to 2344 code for a protein of 731 amino acids.